This is a messenger RNA of Sabethes cyaneus, 1718 nucleotides long. Its product is annotated as lysosome-associated membrane glycoprotein 2-like. Lineage: Eukaryota; Metazoa; Arthropoda; Insecta; Diptera; Culicidae. Gene Ontology annotation, cellular component: membrane. The transcript has 4 exons. The coding region runs from base 204 to 1157 and encodes 317 amino acids. The record is from RefSeq and is a predicted model, not a curated record.
GACGACUGACUGAGUUGAUGCUCAAUUGCCCUCUGAUAGGUUCAUAUUUUAUUGGUGCUGUGUGCUGCUGUUGCCUGCUGCGUAUUUGGAAAAGAUCACAAGCCGGAAAUUCUUGAAGUAGUGUCUUUUAAUCUUCCUUGCUGCGGAUCGUGAUUACAAUCUGCGUUAAGGUACAGAAUACAGCUAGUGUGCAUAGAAUCACGAUGAAACUGGUAAAAUGCAGCUUGCUACUAAUGGCCGGAUUGGCCUUGUGCAGUGCUCAAAAUGAUCCCCCAAAUCCUCCCGAUAGUUCCACAACAACGAUUGAACCUACUACAGAAAAACCAACAACAAGUACUACAACGACUACUACUAGUACAUCAACUACUACGAGUACAACAACGGCACCACCGCACACAACUACAACGCCGGUACCAACAACUACUGCUGCACCUACAACAACUAGCACUGCUGCGCCACCGGCACCCACUCCCGCGCCCGGACCUGUGCCGGCACCCGAAGUAGGCACCUGGACAUACACCAACGCUACCACCAAUAAGACCUGUGUGUUGACCCAAAUGGCUCUCCAGCUCAACGUUAGCUAUCUAGAUAACGCCAACAAGCCAACUCAUGCUCUGUAUGACGUCCCGAAGGAUGCUCGCGUUGUCAACGGUUCUUGUGGCAGUGAUUCCCAAUACAUUGUCCUUUCCUGGGGCCCACCAUCGAUACAGCAGAAUUCUCUUGUUGUUGUCUUCAACUUGAACGUUACUGAACAUGAGUUCACUCUCUCCGGAUUAACCUUUGUUAUUGCUGUCUACGGUGAGUCGUUCCCCAACGCUAAAGACAACCAAACCAUUACGCUCGUCAACAAGCAUUCACUGUUCAAAACACCGCUAGACAUGUCCUAUCAUUGCAACCGUGCACAGAUGCUCAACUUGACUUCGGUCGAUCCAGCUGGUUUGAACUCAACCGUUACGGUGUCGAAGUUGCAGUUCGAAGCGUUCCACAACAAGGCUAACGCUAAAUUCUCAAUUGCCAAGGAUUGUGAUGCCAUCGAUACGCCAGAUAUCGUCCCGAUCGCCGUCGGAUGCGCUUUGAUUUUGCUGAUUGUGAUUGUCCUGAUUGCCUACCUGGCUGGACGACGAAGCACUCGAUCCCGAGGUUAUCUGAGCAUGUAAAGUGUGCUCCAAAUUUCCGAAUGAAGAUCCUAUUCGUGCUGCUAAAACUGAUGCCAUUCCCCGGCAGCUUCUUGCCCAGAAAUAUUUUUUUCUACUUUCUCAAAAUGAAGGAAACUCGUCAAAGUCAAAGUCGUCAAAAUCAUGCUGGGGAACUGAAUUAAGCUUUCCUUUCUUGUUAGUUACUUUUCUUCCUAUUUUUUGCAACUCAUCAAAACUAUUGUGAACGUCCGGAUGAAUGGAAGAUGGGAACACAUUCGGUGUUUCGAGCUAAGGCUAGUUAGCUGUAUAAAAAAAGUAAAUCAGUUUGUUUAAAAUGUUAUUCGAGAGAAUUUUCUAAACAAGUAGUUUACCCAAUUGGAUAAUUCUCUGAGUUUAACAAAAAACCAAAAAAUAGGAGAUAAUAAAAAACUACAUAACUAGAUCAAGGGUUUAGGAACAAAACAAACAAUUAGAAAGACAAACAUAAAACAUAAAAAAUUCUGUUUAUAUUAUACCUUUCUGUAGAGUGAUAGUGUAAUUUUUAUGAACCAAUAAAGAAUAAAAACAGUUGAUUGGAAAACG